AUGAGGAGAGAGAGAAGGAGAAGGAGAGGAGAAGAGAAGAGGAGAAACAAAAAGAAGCGGAAAGAGAAGCUACUGGAAGAAGACCGGAAGCUGGCGGAAGAAAAGAAGAAGGCGGAAGAUGCUGCAAAGAGAGCGGCGGGAAUAAAAACUGAGGCAGACGCCAUUUCGGAUAUAUUUCUGCUGGCCAAGAAGGCGAGGGAAGCAAUAUUCCUUAAGAAGGGCGAAGCAGAAUUAGAAAGAGAGGCAAAAAGGAAAGCUGAACGGGAAGCGGAACGGGAAAGCCGAGAGCGUGACCGUAGAAGCCGUGAUCGUAACAGUCGUGACAGGGAUCGUUACAGCCAUGACCGGGAUCGUUACAGCCAUGACCGGGAUCGUCAUAGUCGUGACCGAGAUCGAUUCAGUCGUGAUCGAACCAGUCGCGAUCGUGACAGCCGUCAUAGUCGAGAUCGUGAUGAUCGAAGUAGUCGACAUCGAGAUCGUGAUCGUGCAAGUCGGGAUCGGGAUAAUCAAGAUCGUCGGAGUGAGAAGAAAGAGAGCUAUAGAGAGAAGUAUGAGCGGGAGCUUGAAGAAAAAAUGAAGGAAUGGGAACUAGAAAAAAAGAAACAAAAGGAAGAAGAUGCUCUGAUAGAAACAUGGGAGGAACGGGCAAAGCGGAAGGAGAAAGAAGCAAAAGAAGAAGAAAAGAAGAAGAAAGAGGAAGAGAGAAGAAUGAAGAAAGAAGAGGAAGGGGAGGUGGAGAAGGAAGAGGGGGAAACUUGGGAAGAACGUGCAUUGAAAAAGAGUAAGAAGAGAAGCGACAGUGUGAGCAGCGGAGAAAAACGGUCUAGUAAAAAGAAGAAGAAAAACCGAAGUAGGAGUAGGAGUAGGAAGAGGAGUAGAAGCAGGAGCAGGAACAGGGACAGAAGCAGAAGCAGAGAUAAAAAGAAGAAGAAGGAAAAGAAAAGAGAUCGAAGUUCUUCUGGUUCUGCAGAACGAAGGCGGAGAAGGCGGGAGCGAGAAGAAAAUAAUUCACGGCGGAACCAAGAAUACGAGGCGGAGGGCGGAGAGGAGUAUACUGAGGGAGGUGGGAACGGGGCGGAUGAAUCUGAGUACUCGGAUCUUUAUGCAAUUCCAACAGAACAUUCAGAACCUACACGGCGAGAAAUAAAGAAUAAGAGAUAA
Molecule: messenger RNA, 1161 nt
Organism: Eurytemora carolleeae
Lineage: Eukaryota; Metazoa; Arthropoda; Copepoda; Calanoida; Temoridae
Product: RNA-binding protein 25
Exons: 9
Coding region: 1-1161 (386 amino acids)
Source: RefSeq, a predicted model, not a curated record